CCAUCUCACUCGACUCUGACCAGGCGUCCGUGCCCGCGCCGCAAGCUCGCCCACAAGAUCCCCAAGACCUCCAAGACCACCCCUUGCCAUGUCUUCCUCAGACGAUUCCAUUCUGCCCGGUGACAUCGUCGCCGUGAACCACGGCCAGUACGGAAGGAAGGAGGGUCUGGUCGUCGGCUCCCACGUCGACUACGCCGGUCGUCAAGUCGUCGAAGUACAGCUGGAGCCCGGCGAGAUUUACCAUGCCUGGUACCCCACUGUAACGCGCGUCCGCCGGACCACGUACUACAACCCUGCACCCCACAAGGUCCGCACUGUUGAGCGGCGGAUCUACUGGUAGUCGUUGAGGCCAACUGCUUCUCGAGACUUACGUCUUACAUCCUGCGAUGACCCUGAGUAUUUAUUCUCUCUCUUUCGUUUUGGCCCAUGGUCGUAUGGAGUCAGACAUCCGCUUCACAACAGCCGACUAUGACCGCUGCAUUUCGGACUGAAUGGCGGGGACUGUACGAUGUUUAUGUCGGGGAUUGUGUGCUUCUAGAACGGGACUGUGCUGGAUGAUAGGACCAUGGACUGUACCAUAUAAUUGUACCUUGCAUACACAGUUUCGUUAUCCAGUCAUUCUUAGCUUCGGA
This is a messenger RNA of Phanerochaete carnosa HHB-10118-sp, 632 nucleotides long. RefSeq lists its product as uncharacterized. The record is from RefSeq and is a predicted model, not a curated record. Lineage: Eukaryota; Fungi; Basidiomycota; Agaricomycetes; Polyporales; Phanerochaetaceae. The transcript has 4 exons. Bases 89 to 340 code for a protein of 83 amino acids.